Anguilla rostrata (American eel) is the source of this 6167-nucleotide messenger RNA. Its product is annotated as sterile alpha motif domain-containing protein 9-like. Lineage: Eukaryota; Metazoa; Chordata; Actinopteri; Anguilliformes; Anguillidae. The transcript is spliced from 2 exons. Gene Ontology annotation, molecular function: protein binding. Gene Ontology annotation, cellular component: cytoplasm. The coding region runs from base 234 to 5198 and encodes 1654 amino acids. The record is from RefSeq and is a predicted model, not a curated record.
CGUCAAUGACAGAAAUAGUAACCUUACUGAACUAUUUUAUUUUACAAUUUAAUAAAUGUAAUAACUAUAAGUCAAAUAAACUAAUCGUGUCCUUUUGUAAUGCAGAUAAAUCAGGUCACAGUCUGGAGGUUCUGUGAUUCGAUCAUCAGCACACCUUUGCGUAGAUACGCAGCCACCCUUCAGGGUCAUAUAGGGAACAGGAAUAACCGCUUCUGUCUCUUCACUGAAGCAGAAUGAGUGGCGCAGCUGACAGGCCUGAAAAUAUUGAGGACUGGACCAAAGAACAUGUCCGCCAUUGGCUGCUAAGUGAUCUCAAGGUUCCUCAGCAGUACGCUGACAUACUUUACAAUGAGGAUGUUUCAGGUGCUAGUCUGGUCUGCUUUCAGAAAAAUGACCUGGUGGAUUUAGGUGUGAAGCAAGGGCCAGCUGUUCAAAUUGUGAGCAAUGUGAGAAGACUUAGACAGUCUUUCGGAAGACCACAUCAAGAGAAAGCCACAGCUUCUGGCAAAGACAACCACAGAAGUGCAAAUGGCAGAAAUGGUGAGGAAGAGCCCUUUGAAACAAACACACUCACCUCCAGCACUUCAGUGUCGUACCCAAACUCCAGCAGAAGUGUGUCACCCUCUGCAGAGGUGAAGACCUCAACUGUAGUCGCUGAAGGGGAGGCCAACCCAAAACUUUGCACUCAAAAGGACUGUGGUGGAGGAGGGGUUGAGCAGACAUUGGAAAACCUGCAGUCCCUCGAAAGCAAAGUUAUCCAAAAUGAAGCAGCGGAGACAGUUCCCUCCCCUGUCAAGCAGUGCAAGGGCACUUAUGAUAACCCGGCAGGUUCACCAGAAACACAGGAGGCUGUGCAUGGAAAUGUGAUGAAAAGUCAGCCAUUAGCAGUUAAUCCCUCCAAACAAACAGCUUCAAAUUUGGAGCAGCAGAAGUGCCAACCUCGGGCCUUCGACAAAAGCAGCGUGUCACACACAUACACGCAAAAUGAAAUCCUCCCUCCCGAAACAGGUCCUGGCAACCUUCUGGACCCUGAUCAUGAAUACAAGCUGCUAGCCAACACGGCAAAUGCCACGGAAUCAGAAGUACUGAGGAAAUUCACCAAUGAAGUGUUUCGCUUUGCAGCAGCCUGCAUGAAUUCACGCACAAAUGGGACCAUUCAUUUUGGAGUGGGAGAUGCCCCAGAUUAUGCACAUGGGCAGAUAAUAGGCAUCAGAGUCCCUUUACCUCAGAAGUACAUAGAUACAUUUCAUCACCAACUACCAAAGUAUUUUCUGAAACACACAAGUAUAGCCAGAGCGUGCAUCAGGCCACCAACAUUUGUUCGGGUUCUACACCUUGACGAUACAGCCUCAGACCUGUGUGUCAUAGAGGUUGACGUUGUUCCAAAUUAUUCAGAAACUCAGGAGAUUCUUUUUCACACAUCUAUGACAUCUCAAGACAAACAAGGGAAGAAAUGUAAAGAACAGUGUCUUUUUGUACGACAAGGUGCAAGCAGCCUCAAUGUCCUAAAAAAUCCUGGAGAUCAGCAGAACAUGAUUGAUGAUGUUAAGGCUUGGGCUUCUGCAAGGAAGUCCGCAGAAGAAAAUGAUCGCCAGGAACCAAGACAAAGCAACCAAGGACAAAGGCUCAAACAGUUAAUUUCUCAUGGAAGAGACACACUAGAAGAUUCAUUGCACAACAUUGUUGUGACAAACAGGUGCCCUUCAAAUCAACUUGAGCACCUGCAUUUCUUGAAAGAGCUUACACUAUUUUCAGUGUUGGAAUUUGACCCUGAGUCUGAGCUCAAUGGAUCUUGCAGCUUUUUCCGUAAAGACAGAACUGCCAACCUUCACUACCCACGCAUGUACAACACCGGUGACAGUGCAUCCACUAUCAUUGCAAAACUAAAUUUGUUCAGACAACCCAGCUGGGUGUUUUGCAAUGGUCGAACAGACGAAGAGAGUGAAGAUGACAAACCUCUUGACUCUAAAGACUGGUUCAAGAAACGUGCUGGAGAAGUACAAGACUUGAUCACGUUUAUAUGCAGUCCUGAGAUUCUACAAACCGAUAAACUACAGGUCAUAUUCUUGCUCCACUCAAGUGUGGAAAGAAUUUCCAGCCCUUUGCUUGAUACCUUUUGCAUGAUCUACCAGAAAUUGGGAGGGGUAGAGAAUAUGAUGUGCAUAUGCAGAGACGCAUCUGUGUUCAAUAUGUGGAAAGAUUUAGUGAAAACACGGUGUGAAGUAGACAUCACCAGCAAUUGUAUCUAUGAGCUGAACCUCAAUGAGGUCAACUCCACAAUUAUGAAAAUGAAAGGGCCCCAGACACUCUCAGCCUGCAGAUAUCUGCCAUCCUUUGGCUCCAGUUCUGUCCUCCUGAACAAAAAGGACGAAGAACAGAUGACAGUGUUGAACAUCCUCAGUGAGAAUGAGUGUGAAAACACAGAAAUUGAACUCAGUAAUUCUUUUCUGGAGUUUAAGAACAAAACUGAGGAGGAUUUUUACAGAGGGGGGAAAGUAACUUGGUGGAACUUCUACUUGUCUGAGCAGCCAGGGUGUCUCCCAUUCAUCAAACGAGACAAAUAUGAAGAGCUAUAUGACCUGAUCACACCACAGGAAGGGUACAAAACCACCUGUGUGAUAAUCAACUUGUUUCACCACCCAGGCUGUGGAGGAACUACACUGGCUAUGCAUGUCUUGUGGACCUUGAGACGGAAAUUCAGAUGUGCUGUAUUAAAAAACAAUGAAGUCCAGAACACUGAAAUUGCUGCCCAAGUCACAAAGUUACUAACCUAUGGAAAAGGGCAGCAGACCAGUUAUGUGCCUGUUCUUCUGCUGGUCGAUGAUUUGGAAGAUGUUGAAGACCUGCAUCGAUGUGUACUUCUUGCUGCACAUGAAAAAAGAAAUGGAGACAGUCUAAUGGUCAUAAUACUAAACUGCAAGAGAUCACAGUUCCCAGAUGAUUGCUCAAGAAACAGUCGAAUCCGCAAUGUUUUCAUUACCAACAAGCUCUCCCCCAAGGAACAGAGCUUCUUUGAACAAAAACUGAGAGACCUUAAAAACAAUUAUGAAAAACCUGAGACAUUCUAUGCUUUCAUGAUCAUGACCAAUAAUUUCAGUGAACAGUAUAUUGAAGACCUUGUCCAUAACACUCUCGUAGGUCUUGACAUCACCAGCAAAGCUGGACAGCUCCUGUCAUUUUUAGCCCUGCUAAAUACAUAUGUGAACGGCUCCUCUAUGUCACUGUCCCUGUGUGAGGAAUUUGUGAGAAUAAAAAAUGCUCUCUGGGGUAAAGAAACUCUGGAGAAAAAAAUGAAUCCAUACUUCACACUUCUGAUCUGCUUCUCUGUUGAAGAAUGUGGGACCUACCAGGCAGUCCGAUUUCUGCAUCAAAUGAUUUCUGACAAAUGCCUUAAAGCCCUUACAAGUACGUACAACCUCAAACUAAGUGAAAUAACAACCAAUCUCCUGCAUUGUGACUUGCUCUACAAAUCGGGCAUGGGCAAGGAUAUCCUCAUCCAAAAUGUCCUGAGUAUGCUGAUCACACGGCAGCACAUAGAAUUCGGAGAUCACAAAAACACGCUGUUUUCUCCUUUGAUUGAAAAAAUGCAGGAAACAGAAGGCACUACCCAAAUCAAAGAAGUUUUGAUUGAAGCCACAAAGAGAUUUGAAAAAAAUGCAACCGUGCCUCAAGCUCUAGCAAGGCAUUUUUACAUAACAGAGAAGGAUUUUACAUCAGCUUUAGAGUGGGCACAUAAUGCUCAGCAAAAGAUGUGCAAUUCCUACAAUGCUGACACAGUGGGACAGGUCUACAAAAGCUAUCUCAAAUAUGAAAUUGAACUUGCUGAGAAGCAGUGUAAAAUCCUUACUCCUGAAGAUUUGGAAAGGUACGUGGACCUUGCAUCCAAGGCAACAAAAGCAUUUCAAGAUUCACAAGAUCUAGCACGCAAAGACAACUCAUUUGAUAGCUCAGAUCAGCGCAAUAAGAAGCGUCCGAGAACCUACAACACCUCCGGGUAUGUUGGUGAAAUAGAUGUGGGAAUGAUUAUCUUCAGUGUUCUCCAGAAAAUCCCCUUUUUCAAUGAAAGUGAUCAAGCAAGUCAGCAGAAAAUGUUGAAUUUUCUCAAAAAUACUUUGCCUGUCAGUCAACUCCAUGAAGACGAGGCAAAUGAAGAUUUUGUUGCAGUGCUAAAGAGGAAUGAGAAGUUUCUUGUUAAUAUAAAGCCUCGUGUCAAGGAUGGAUUCAUAUUCUUUGAAAAUUGUUUCACAUACCUGAAGCCACGGUCCAUUGAGAGGGAGACUGCAGAAGACAGAAAUAAAAAAAAGGUGUCAAAGCACUACAAAGAAUAUGUCAAGCUUUUCUGCACCUCAGGAGAGGAGAAAGAGUCCGAGAGGACCAGCCAACCAAAACUGAGUUUACAACAAAAGAUUGAGGAUGCCCGACAGUAUUUAGAAGGAAAACGUGCAGAUACAUUUGCAGGACUUCUGCAGUGCCUGAAUGACAAGAGUGGCAUGGAAAUGGAGAAGAUCUUUGAAAAACACAACUUCAUAUAUGAGAAUUCCGCACGGAAAACAUUGAUGAACAAGACAAAUUUUAUCUUGGCAAACAUUGUUCUUCACUGCAUCAAGCCAAGCUCUAAAGUGGUAAAGAAGUACGAGGAGUUAAUCAAACUUUUGAAUGAUAUUUUACAAGAGGAAGGAACCCAAUCUAAAAGCACAGAGCUCUACUUCCUGUCAAUGUUGCUGCUUUGGCCAAGAAGAGAAAACACAAUGGAAGACAUUAAAACAUCGAAAAACAUCUGCAUUUACGUCUCAUCAAUUAAAAAAUCCUUCCACCGAAGGUACUCACGCCUGUUAUAUGCAAAAAGUGCUAUGGCUCACUUCUACCUGGGGAAGUCCAGAGGUCUGAAGAGGAUUGUUCACAAAGGGAAGCUCGACCAACGCGUGAACAGAGAACAACACUCCAACCCGCACCACCUCUGGCAGAGUGGAACAAUAUGGAAAGAACCAACAGUCGAAAGCCUGCUUCUGCGUGUGACAGGUAUCACAGAGAAUGAAGCCAUCUAUGUCCAUUAUCCUGGAAAUCUCAAAAUUCCAGUACGUCCAGUUUACCUCGGUGGUGUCCGCAGUGGAUGCAGUAUGGAGAAAGUUUCUUUUUACCUUGGUUUCUCCAUGGAAGGACCUGUUGCUUAUGACAUAAAAUAUAUAAAUGAUCCGUAAGCAAAUUACUGUCAUGAUGAGAUGAGGAAUGAUCAAGAUGAGUAGUAUUUUUUUUUCCUUUCGUAGUUAAAAGUUAUUAACCCAGAUUUUUUAUUUUUACUCUAAUUUGGAAUUGACUAAUAGUAACUGAACCUAUAAUUCAGAUCCAUGAUUGUGACCUUGGAAACCAUACAAGCAGUAUGCUACAUAAAUUCGGUUUGGACAUGCGCCAUGGACUGUGUCCUGGAUGGACUUCACAUCGCAUAAAUAAGGUACAGAUGGAUGGUCAGACAAGUCCUACCCACUAAUGGCAAUACUUUCCUAUUAGAAAGCAUCAAAGGCUUGGACCAAAAAUGGGAAUAAUGGUAUAUUUUUCCAUGAUCCAUCUGAAGUUAGUGGAAAAUGGGGGACAUGGAAGCCACAGUUGAGACUAGUAUAAUUGAGAUUUGAUAUUUGACUGUGGCAUCCCUUGAUACACUAUAACAGUACCAACAGGAUGCAGAACCCAGCAGACUCUCCAAAAUGCUAAUUUCUUAAGUUACAGUUGCAGAGCUAUUUUCCACAAAAACCAACAAGAACAAAGAAAAUGAUGAGAGAUGGUCACUGUGUGGAACAGCCUGCCAGGUCACACAGUAGAGGCAGAAACUCUGGGGAUUUUCAAGACCAGCCUUGAAUUGGUGUUAGAUGCUACCUACUCUGUAGGUAAUCAGGGCACUAAAUUAGUCAGGAAAAUGGCGAGCAUUGUUGGGUUGAAUGGCCUGUUCUCAUCAUUAUGUUAUGUUACCUUAUGUUAUGUAAUGCUAUGUUAUCCAUCCAGCACAAUAUUGUACUUUGUAUCAUUAUCUUGAUGUUUUAGCUUGUCAUGCAUCCUAGGUUUGACUUGGCAUAUGUCAGAGUAAUCAUUACUGUGUGAACUGGACUCAAUGUGUGCAUGGUAAUGAAUAACUGUCACAAAAUGAGUAUUGUACCUUAUCGGACCUUUGGUAUGCA